Molecule: messenger RNA, 947 nt
Organism: Drosophila miranda
Lineage: Eukaryota; Metazoa; Arthropoda; Insecta; Diptera; Drosophilidae
Product: extensin-3
Exons: 2
Coding region: 101-796 (231 amino acids)
Source: RefSeq, a predicted model, not a curated record
AAUCGAUUCAUUACGUGUGAAAGUGUUGGACGGUGAAGCUAAGACCAAAUACGGGAAUACGCAGUACGGAAUCGGAAUCGGAAGAAAGCAUAGCUCAAAAAUGUUGAAUAUUAGUGUGGCUCUGGUCAGUGCCCUGAUCUGCCUUGGAGGUGCCCCUGCCCUUGGCAGCUUCUUCCAUGGCCACGCCCCAGCACCAGCAGCAGUAGGAGUUCCGGUCGGUGUUCCAUUUCCAGUGCAUGUGCCAGUGCCGGUGCCCUCUCCAGUUCCCGUGGCAGUGCCUGCUCCAGUGGCAGUGCCUGCCCCUGUGGCCGUGUCCGACACCGUGACCGUUCCCGCCGCCUACGGCUAUGCAUCUGUUCCUUCUUUCUACCAUGCAGCUCCUCCUCCGCCUAAGGCACACUUCAACUAUGCCGCAGCCUAUGCGGCCCCUGCUCCUGCCAUCAAGUACUCUUUGGGGACUCCAGUGACCACCACAACCACAACGUAUACAGGAUUUGCGGCGCCGCCUCCUCCUCCUCAAUACGCAGCACUGCCUCCGCUUCAGUAUGCAGCACCGCCGCCUCUUCAGUAUGCGGCGCCUCACUAUGCAGCGCCCCCGUAUGCUGCUCCAGCCCGUUCGCAGUUCUUGUCGAGAUUUGCACCGCCUCCUGGCUACCAGUUGGCAGCAGCAGCACCAGCAUUCCAUGGCAGAUACAAACUGCACUUUGGGGCGCCUCCACCAUCGCCAGCCGCCGUCUACGGGGCUCCACCGCCGCCGCCGCCGUCUCUGUCCUACGGCGCCAACCAGGGCUGGUAGGCUCUGUUUCCAGAUGUCUCCAUCAGCAUAAAUCCGCAUAAGUACCCGCAUAAAUAUGCGUAUACCCUUAUAUGUAAAUAUGCGUAAAAUAUGAAUGAAUUUAUUUCCUCAAAUUAGCAAUUAAUUAAACCCAAAUUAUAAUGUUGUUUAA